UGAUGAAUUAUGCCUGACAACUGUAUAGAGUGUCAUAGGUGACAUAUAAACUACCUGUGUAAGCUGCUAACUUCCUACUAAGAAUAAACUAACAUCAGACCACACAAUAAUAGCAGCAUCAUCCUUAAUCUUACAAUGGCUGGAGGAUUAGCAGCGACUGCUCUCUUGAUACUAGCAGCACAAGCCAUCUCUGGUAACUGCCCACCUUCAUCAGGAAAUAUAUAUCUUACGCAAAAUGGAAAUUGCUUUUCAAAUGGGUCAUAUUUUCUUGACAAUAUGAGUUUAGACCAGCCACUAUCCUGCAUACUGCCUGACUCUACUCUUAACGAUGGAGAGUGGUUUACUCCUACUGGCCCUAAUGACUGCAGUGCUAAUCCUAUUCGCUGCAUUGAGCAGUCUUCACCUGCCAAUCUAUCUCUAUACUUUCUUCAAUAUAAUUAUUUGCCUCCAGCUGAUGAUGGCUGGUUUAGAUGCUGUUUGCCAGAUAAUUGCUCAAAUCCCAGUACUAAAGUUAUCUUUGCUUACAUAUAUA
Molecule: messenger RNA, 532 nt
Organism: Amphimedon queenslandica
Lineage: Eukaryota; Metazoa; Porifera; Demospongiae; Haplosclerida; Niphatidae
Exons: 2
Source: RefSeq, a predicted model, not a curated record